This is a messenger RNA of Acaulospora morrowiae, 1227 nucleotides long. Lineage: Eukaryota; Fungi; Glomeromycota; Glomeromycetes; Diversisporales; Acaulosporaceae. The record is from the annotation of a GenBank genome assembly.
AUGGAUUUACCGCCAGAAUGCAUUCAUUUAAUUCUAAUCCACCUGAAAGCCGAUAUAAACACUUUACAUUCUUGUCUUCUCGUUGAUCGUCUUUGGUGUAGUGAAACCGUGAGAAUCCUAUGGCAUCAACCAUUCAGACAUCUAUAUACUGUUAAUUAUCAGUAUCAGAUGGAGAAAAGAAAGUUGCGGGCCGGAAAUUUAAUCCUUACAUAUUUAUCAUGUAUACUUUACCAAUAUAAUGAGGAAUUGGUGAAAAACUUCAUCAUUCCAAAACCUGUGAAAAAACCUCUAUUUAACUAUAUUCAAUUCUUGAAGAACUUGGAUUUAAUCGAAUUCUCUGCUGUCAUUAAAGACUGCAUUAAUUCUAAGAAUAUUACUACCAUCAAGAAUUAUAGGCUUGCUAUAUCUUAUAUUCUACUAGAUAAUCCAUUAUCUAAACCCCUCGGAACUUUAGUAAAUGGGAGUAUUCAUAGUAUUCAUAAAGACCUAUUGGAUAUUAUGAGCAAAUUAAUCACGGACCACUCAGCAGGACUUUAUAGAUUAUUGCUAGACGCUGAGGGUAGUGAAGAAAGGGCAUUUUUUAAAGGAAUAAUGUUUAUUUUACUAAAAUAUCAUCAGUGCAUUAUGAAAAUUAUUAACUCAAAAGGUCAUUUGUCUCAGCUUACCGAACUCAUUAUGCCAACAAGAAUCUUCAAUAAAACGGAAAUAUUAUUGGCAUUAAUUCCAGUUUCGAGGAACCUGAAGAAAAUAGUAGUAAGAGCGGGUUAUAGAAUUAGGCGUUAUCCGAACAGAGAGAAUGAAAAAUCUAUGGCUGAACAAGAAGCAAAGGCUCUGGCUGAUUUGAUCACGGCACAAAAAAGUUUGGAGCAUCUUGGGUUGCAUAGUUGUGCCGAAGGGUUAGAUUAUUUGUUGACGUCAAUUGAGAGUCAAGCUGACACUUUAAAGUAUUUAUCAUUUGUAAAAGUUCGUUUUUGUGGCAUAGACGUGUUUAAACACAUGGCUCCUUUGAGAAAUUUAGAGCAGAUUCAAUUUAAUUGUUGUACAUUUAAACCAAAAGAUGCUUCAAAUCCAUAUCAUUUCGAGAAUAAUUUUCCAAAACUAGUGAAACUAGAAAUACAAAGAUCUAUAAAUGCAGAUUAUGCAAUCGAAAUUUUGAGGUCAGCCGCUUGUGGUUCACUCAACGUUGAGAGCGAACCUCGUAACUCGAUAUUUGACUUAGAAUAUUGA